This is a messenger RNA of Closterium sp. Naga37s-1, 906 nucleotides long. The record is from the annotation of a GenBank genome assembly. Lineage: Eukaryota; Viridiplantae; Streptophyta; Zygnematophyceae; Desmidiales; Closteriaceae.
AUGUACAAUUAUGUGGGGACGGGGAGAGGUGCUGGAGGGGUGGGGGAAGAGGUAUUAGCAGAACUAGCUGCAUCGGCAGGAUUAGGAGCAGCAAGAAGAGGCGGAGGGGAUAGCAUGAGUGCUACAGCCUUGUUGCUGGGUCCUUUGUUGCUGCCGGGUGGGAAUGUAGGGGGUGUGGCUGCUACAGCUGCCUCUUCUACAGCGGCUGUGGCCCUGCCUUUGCUGGACCUGCUACAGUUUUUCCUGUGGGUGGCGGUGUCACCGGCUGUAGCAGAGGAGCUGCUGUUCAGAGGGCUGCUGCUCAUGACCCUGCAAGAGAAGCUCGGUAGGAUCGAUGCUGCCAUGCUCUCUGCAGCUCUCUUCAGCCUCUUCCACCUCUCCCGUACCACCCUUCCGCCUCUCUUCCUCUCGCUUCUCGCAUGCCUCGCCACCACUGCUACCGUCUCUGGUGUCUACCCCGACCCUUAUGGCAUUGGCGAGUCAGCAGCUCACAAGUCUCACCAGCCUCUCCCGCUGGCCGCUCAUGCUGCUCUCCCUCCUGGGCUGCCUCGCCACAACUGCCACCGUCUCUGGCAUCAAUCUCGACCCGUCUUUAUCAAAGCGUCAAUGUCAUUGGGGAGUCAGCACACCACGCCCUCCCUCUCACUCUUGGUCUCGCGGCUGUUGUGGGAGUGGGUGAGGCUCUCCCUCAGGAUCGACGCUGCCAUGCUCUCUGCUGCCCUCUUCACCCUCUUCCACCUCUCCCUUCCCUCCUUGUUCAAAGAGCUACUGCUCACAGCCCUGAUGGGCGCUGCCAUGCUGUCUGCAGCCUUUUUUGCCCUCUUCCACCUCUCCCUCUCCCUCCUCUUCCCCAACAUGGCCCUUGGGAUUGCCGCCGGCCUGCUUGCUGGUGCGAAUGGGCAAUGA